Cavia porcellus (domestic guinea pig) is the source of this 6972-nucleotide messenger RNA. It is a transcript of the gene Magt1, whose product is annotated as magnesium transporter 1. Bases 107 to 1114 code for a protein of 335 amino acids. Lineage: Eukaryota; Metazoa; Chordata; Mammalia; Rodentia; Caviidae. The record is from RefSeq and is a predicted model, not a curated record. Gene Ontology annotation, cellular component: oligosaccharyltransferase complex. The transcript is spliced from 10 exons.
AAGAAACCAAUGAGGAAAGUGAAGGGGCUGGUCGGCCUGUUCUCACGCCCCACCCUAGAACGCUGCUGAAGGAAAGUUUCACCUUAGAGAAGCUAGAGGAGCGAACAUGGCAGCGGGUAGGUGGCUUUGGUGUGCCUCAGCGACCGCGGCGGUGGCGCUGCUGCUCGUUUACCAGGUUUCCUCUGCCUCUGCCCAAAGAAAGAAGGAGAUGGUGUUAUCUGAAAAGGUUAGUCAGCUGAUGGAGUGGACCAACAAAAGACCUGUAAUAAGAAUGAAUGGAGACAAGUUCCGGCGCCUUGUUAAAGCCCCGCCAAGAAAUUACUCCGUUAUUGUCAUGUUCACUGCUCUCCAACUUCAUAGACAGUGUGUUGUUUGCAAGCAAGCCGAUGAAGAAUUUCAAAUCCUGGCAAACUCUUGGCGAUAUUCCAGUGCAUUUACCAACAGGAUAUUCUUUGCUAUGGUAGAUUUCGAUGAAGGCUCUGAUGUAUUUCAGAUGCUAAACAUGAAUUCUGCUCCAACCUUCAUCAACUUUCCUGCAAAAGGGAAACCCAAACGAGGUGACACAUAUGAGUUGCAGGUGCGAGGUUUUUCAGCUGAGCAGAUUGCCCGGUGGAUUGCAGACAGAACUGAUGUUAAUAUUAGGGUAAUUAGACCUCCAAAUUAUGCUGGUCCUCUUAUGUUGGGAUUGCUUUUGGCUGUCAUUGGUGGACUUGUGUAUCUUCGAAGAAGCAACAUGGAAUUUCUCUUUAAUAAAACAGGAUGGGCUUUUGCAGCUUUGUGUUUCGUGCUUGCCAUGACAUCUGGUCAAAUGUGGAACCAUAUAAGAGGACCACCAUAUGCUCAUAAGAAUCCUCACACAGGACAUGUGAAUUAUAUCCAUGGAAGCAGUCAAGCCCAGUUUGUAGCUGAAACACACAUUGUUCUUCUGUUUAAUGGUGGGGUUACCUUAGGGAUGGUGCUUUUGUGUGAAGCUGCUACCUCUGACAUGGAUAUUGGGAAGCGAAAAAUAAUGUGUGUUGCUGGUAUUGGACUUGUUGUAUUAUUCUUCAGUUGGAUGCUCUCUAUUUUCAGAUCUAAAUAUCAUGGAUAUCCAUACAGCUUUCUGAUGAGUUAAAAAGGAUCCAGCGAUAUAUAGACCCUGUGGUAAUGGAAACUGAAAAACAAGAAGUAUGUGUGUAAUUGAAAAGAAGAAUGCAACUUGUAUAUUUUGUAUUACCUCUUUUUUUCAAGUGAUUUAAAUGGUUAAUCAUUUAACCAAAGAAGAUGUGUAGUGCCUUAACAAACAAUUUCUUGUCAAAAUCAUGAAGUAUUUAAAAAUUACUCUCCUCGGGGGCUGGGGAUUUAGUUCAGCAGCAUAAGUGCCUGCCUUGCAAGCAGGCAGUCGUGAGUUCAAUCCCCGGUACCGGUAAAAACAAAAAAGACAAAAAAAAAUUACUCUCCUCUUAAACUUCCCUUCCCAGUGAAUUUUAUGGAACAUUUAAUUUUGUAGUACUAAGUACAUUAUAAAAAUUUUAAAACUUACUACUUCAUUUUAAUUACAACAAAGCUCACAACUAUUUUAGUUAGUAUGUUGAUUAUCUCAUUUUAUAUUCUUUUCCAAAAGUAGAGAAUGAAAGUUCUGACCAAGUAUUCUCACAUACCCAUGCAUUGGGAAUCCAUUCUUACCUUUUCCAUGUUUGCCUGGGUGUGUAUAUUUUAAAAUUUUUUCCUUUUGGACUGAGAAAUUGUAUGUGCUUAAUGGUCCUCUGAAACUGGAACGUUAUGUUUCAAAGUACAGGUCUCGCCUUUAGAAAGACUAGUCAGUCUUCCUGCAUCUUUUCUACUGAAAUCCAGUGCUUCUUGAUAGCUGUAGAUAUUUAAAAAGUUUCUCUACAGGAUUAUGAUUUCUGCAUGUGCAUAGUGUUCACUACCUUACAUUUGGAAAGACUUCAGAUUCAUCCUGUCCCCUUAUAUUUCUUUUAUUUAAAGUGAUGUAUCUCUAAUAAUAAUAUUUUUAGUGCUAAAAUUCAGUAUAAGAUGGAUAUAGUGGCACACACCUGUAAAUCCUAGCACUUGAGGCGGCUGAGCCAAGGAGGAUUGCUGGGAGUUUGAGGUUGGCCUGGGCUGCUUGGUGAGUUGAAGGCCAGCCUGAACUACAUAAGGGAAACCCUGUCUCAAAAAAUCAUAACUUGUAAAUGGUCUAAUAUGUUUCUAAAACUUAGAGAUCAUCAUUUAUUUCAUUUUUACCUAACAAAAAUAGGUCAAUUGUAUUUAGGAAAAGAACUUCCUUGACAUAAUAAAAAAAAUCAUGAAAUACUGAGUUAUUACCUGUGUGUAGAAAUUGAAUGUUUUUUGAAACCUAUUCUGUUUUUGCUAUGAUUUUAGCCUUUUUUUCUUUCCUGUAAAGUAGAGAACGCCAGGACAAUGGUAUGUACCUGUCCCAGAUACUUGGGGAACUACAGUAGGAAGAUGUUUUAGGGAAUUAUUUAUUUUUGGUUUGGUUUGGUAUUUUGAGACAGUAUAUUGCUGAAUAAUCCCAGCUGGCCUUGAAUUUAUUAUGUAUCCCAAGCUGGCCUCAGACUCAAAUUCUCCAUCCUCCUUCCUCAGCCUCCUAAGUGUUGGAUUAUAAGCAGGGGCCACCAUACCCUGCAGGGGAUUAUUUGAGGUCAAAUUGGUGGGUUUUGUUUGAAUUUUGUCCUUUUAUUAUUGACAGUGGUAAUAACCAUGUAUUAACCAAAUUUUUGUGAGGAAUAGUUUCAUGGUUAUCACUACAUCUAACUGUGAAGACUAACGUAAACUGCCACUAUUAUAAAAGUAUGAAAAUUGUAGUUGUAAAAAAAUAUUAAAGACAUCUUAGAAGUAUUUCAUUAGUAAGACACAGACUGCCUCCUGAUGUUCACCAACUAAUAACCUUCCCAUGACAUCUAGUAUAGUAGAACAGAGGUUUGUGGAAACAGAUUAAUAAAAUAUGCCUUAGAAAAAAUAUUCUAUGUGGAUUUUCGUUUUUAUUUUUAUUAGUAUUUUUGCUGGCCCGGUGUGGUGGCAAAUGCCUAUAGUCCUAGGAUUUGGAAUUAGAAGGCUGAGCAAGAGGAUCACCAUGAGUUCGAAGCCAGCCUGGGCUACAUAAGUGAGUUCUAGGCUAGCUUAAAUGACACAGUGAGCCAACUCUGUCUCAAAAAAGCCAAAAAGAAAAAAACAUUCUGUUACUGGCUAUGUAGAUGCAAUUCACCUUUUACUUUUUACUAGAACCAUUUUUUGUUAAUCACUCCUCUGAAAAGUCGAAAGUUUUGGAUUCCUUAUGUAUUGUUCUUAUACUUAUCUCAGACCAAAUAAAUUUAUGCUAUGAUUCUUUUGAAACUUGUAUAAAGAUAUCUUGAUUUGUACUAAUAGUCCAGGGGAAUGCUAUGCAAUCUGUAUAGUUCCAGAUAAUUUGUCAUGGUUGUUGAAAGAUCCUUUUAAGAGCACUAGUUUUCUUCUGUAAAGAGAAAGGUAGGAUUCUGACUAAAAGUUGUAGAGAAUAGGUUUACUACACUUAAAUUAGGGUUACAUUUGUAGAAAUAUUGAAAUUAGUUUUUAUCCGAAGUGCCUUAAAUAGAGCCUUGAUUUACUUUUCUAGUAAUUGUUUAAAUAUCAUUUGUUAUGCAUUUUUAAGAUUUUACUCAAAAUAAUACAUUAUAGUGGCAAAGAUAACCAAAUGUCUGUUUGGUUUUUGAUCAUAUCAAUAAAACUUUUACAACCUAAAUUCUGAGUUUUUGAUUACCAUCUAAAGAGGGGAUCAAUUUUUUUUAGUAAAUCCAAAAUGGCUAUCAUAAUAUAUCUUGUUAUCUUUGAAUAGCUGUCCAUACCAUCAGAUACAAUAUUUUUUUGUCUUUUUGAGACAGGGUCUCUAUGCAGUUUAAGCUAGACUUGAGUUCACUUUGUAGCCUCGGCUGGUCUCGAACUCACGAUGAUCCUCCUGCCUCAGCCUCAUCAGAUGUAACAAAACAAAACAAUGAAAAUGAUAUAGGACUUUAAAACAACUUUAACAAUGGCUACCACCUUCCCAAGAAGAUUCCCCAAUAGAUACUAUAUUGGGUAUUGUUAUUUCUAAAUAGAUGAUCAGACUACCAGCUUUAGGCCUGCAGAGUCAUUGAAACACUAAACACUAAAAGCAUUACAUUGUAUUUUACUUUAAUAGCUAUCAUCUCAGCCAGUGUUUCUCUGGAUCAGCCAAUAGCUUGGGGUUGGGGAAUCUUAGCUCUUGUCUCUCAGCUCACAUGCUGGAAGGGGACUAGCAUCUGAUUCUCUUCUCUAUGGCCCAUGACUAAUGCCAAUAAGGAUCAAUUUAAAAUACCAAGGAGCGUGCCUAUAUUCCCAUCAUUCAGGAAGCUGAAGCAGUAGAACUGACAGAAGUUCAAGGCCAGCCUAGAUUAUAUAGUGAAUUAAAGGCCAGCUGGAACUACAGUGAGUCUCUCAAAAAUACCAAUUAAUAACAGAACUAAAGGAGAAUGGCAGGAUUAGAAUAUUUCAUUUUAAAAUUGUAGUGAAAUUAAUGGGGGCGUUCCUUGGUUUUUUGAGACAGUCACGCUAUGUAGUUCAUGCAGGCCUUAAAUUCACUAUGUACCCCAGACUGAUGUUGAACUCAUGACAAUCCUACCUCAUCAUGUAAGUGCUGUAAUUACAGGUGUAUGGCACCACUACCAGCUAGUAGGACAAUUUUUAUUCUUAUUCUUUUCUCCUUGAAAUAAAAUGGACAAUUUUCUUAAGUAUUUCUAGAUUGAUACAAAUUCUUAAACCAGGUGAGGUGGCAGUAAUCCCAGCACUCGGGAGGUUGAGGCAGGAGCAUCCUUGGGAGUUUGAGACCAGCCUAGGCUACAAAGUGAGCUGAAGGCCAGCCUGAACUGUAUAGCGAGACCCAGUCUCAAAAAGACAAAACAAAAAUUAUUCUAGGAAUCUAUAAGUGGCAUUUUAUUAAUGUUGUGAUGUGUUAGAUUAGUAAGAACAGCCCAAGGUGGCCAUGAUGGUGUCCACUUAUAAUCUCAGCACUCGGGAGCCUGAGGCAGGAAGAUCACAAAAUUGAGGCUAGACAGUGAGUUCCAGGCCUGUAUAAACUACAUACCCAGACCAUGUCUCUCAAAAAAAAUCAGAGAAAGGGAUGAGUGGCAAUUGUCUUUUUUAAAAAUUUAUUUUAGGGGGCUGGGGAUUUAGCUCGGCAGCAUAAGUGCCUGCUUUGCAAGCAGGCAGUCGUGAGUUCGAUCCCUGGUACCGUUAAAAACGAAAAAGACAAAAAAUUUAUUUUAAAGAGAAUAAAACCAAGGAUAAUAAAAACAAUAAAACCAAUCAAAACAAACCAGUGUAAGAGAUACAGGACUUCAAAACAUGAAAUCAACAAUAGUUACCAUAAUGCCUUUUUGUUGUCUUCAAAAUAGCUGCAAAUAGUUUCAGACAUAGUAAAAAUCAAACAGAAUAGAAACAAAAACAAAAUAAUGAAUGCAAUAAAGGACUUCAAGCCAAUAGUAAAUCCAAAAUUGCUACCACAAUAUAUCUUUCUGUCUUUGAAAUAGCUGCUCAUGCCAUUGUAUUUUAUGUAAUCAAACAAAACAAAGAAUAAAACCCAACCCAGCUAAACAAUGAAAAUGAUAUAGGACUUCAAAACAAGACAAUGGCUACCCACCUCAGAAGGAUAUCCCUGCUAGGUGCCACAAUGCCUGCUGCUAUCCUCUGAUGUUCAGACCACUGGCCUGCAAGGUCAGUGAAACACCAAAGCACCAUAGGCAUCCAAUUAUAUUUUUCACCUCGAUAGCUAUCAUCACAAUCUGUGUUUCUCCAGAUCAGCUAGUCGCUUAUGGUGGUGGCGUGUGUGUGUGUGUGUGUGUGUGUGUGUGUGUGAUUGGUUCUUUUUUUUUUUUUUUUUUUGAGACAGAGUCUAUGCAGUUCAGACUGGCCUUGAGCUCACUUUGUAGCCUAGGCCAGUCUUGAACUCAACGGUCCUGCUUCAGCCUCCUGAGUACUGGGAUUACAAGUGUGAGCCACCAUCCCCGGCUUGGUACUUAAUUUGCCCACCCACGUGCCAGAAGGGGCUGGGGUCUGGCUGUCUCCAGGCUGGCGGCAGCUGGCACAUGGCACUGGUUCCCAGACAGGGCUUGCUUCCUGGGGUGGCCUUGAUAUCUCUCCCCGCUGUUCUCCAAGAACAGCACUGACGAAUGGCAAUUUUCAAUAUUGAUCUAUCUUUUGUCCCAGUCAGUGAACUCUUGUUUGUUGGGGGCAGUAGUGGGAAUUAAACUCAAAGCCUUCACACUGAGCUGUAUCUCCAGACUUCCUUUUUUAAAUUUCUUUAGACAUAAGCUGAGUAAUGUGCAUCAUAACAAGGUUUGAGGGAGGCACAUCUCAUGCAUGUGACAUGAACACCCUCAUCAUGUUCAUGAGCUGAAGAAUCUAAAUUUUUUUUUUGAGACAGAGUCUCACUAUGUAGCUUUAGGCUGAUCUUGAGCUCAGUGUGUGGCCCAGGCUGGUGUGCAACUAGCAGCAUUCCUUCUGCCUCAGCCUCCUUAGUACUGAGAGUACUGGUGUAUGCCAAUAUAGCUGCCUCACUGAAUACUUAACUAGGUAAUUCCCUUUUUUUUCCUGUCUUUUUGAGACAGGGUCUCACUAUGCGGUUCAGGCUGGCCUCGAGCUCUCUUUGUAGCCCAGAUUGGUCUCAAACUCACAACGAUCCUCCUGUCUCAACCUCUCAAGUACUGGGAUUACAGGCAUGUGGCCCCAUACCCGGCUGGUAAAUUGAUUACAGGCAUGUGCCCCCCACCCAGCUGGUAAUUCCAUUUUGAUGGUAAAAAAUUGAUUUGAAAGUUACCCUGGCAGAUUAUCAAGUUAUAUGAAACUAAACAAGAAGGGGCUGGGGAUUUAGCUCAGCGGCAUAAGCGCCUGCCUUGCAAGCAGGCAGUCGUGAGUUCAAUCCCUGGUACCAAUAAAAACGAAAAAGACAAAAAAAAAAAAAAAAAAGAAACUAAACAAGAA